Arachis stenosperma is the source of this 2566-nucleotide messenger RNA. Its product is annotated as protein KINESIN LIGHT CHAIN-RELATED 1-like. Lineage: Eukaryota; Viridiplantae; Streptophyta; Magnoliopsida; Fabales; Fabaceae. Gene Ontology annotation, molecular function: protein binding. The transcript has 3 exons. Bases 653 to 2389 code for a protein of 578 amino acids. The record is from RefSeq and is a predicted model, not a curated record.
AAAGGGGGAGAGAGAGAAGAAGAAGAAGAAAAAAGAAACUGCAAAAAAAGCAGCAGAUAGAGGCUUCUGUGUAACUCAACUCAACCUUAAACAAAGGCACAUAAACAUAAACAAACACUACUUGUUCUAUUAGUUCACCAAUCAUUCUAUCAUGGAUUUUGUUUCAAUCUUCUUCCCCUUUUUCCUUGUCAAGCUUGUUCUCAGAUUAAAGUACCCAAAUGCUAUGAUCAUGAGGCGUCUCUUCCAAGCAACCUUCCACCACUACUACCACCAUAAUCCCUAAUAAUCCAUUACCACAAUUCUCCAAUUCAAUUCUUUUUUACUCUUCUUCUUCCUUUAAUCAUAGCUACACCCAAUUCCCUAACCUAACCUAGACUCAAUAUAUACAUACAUACACAUUAGAAUUACAACAACAGCAUAAAGUUUCCAUUUUUCUUUCCCAAACCCACAAAUUGAAUUGUGAAUAUUGAAAUUAGUGAAGAAAAGUUUCAUUUUCUGUAAUUCACUCAACACAAUACCCUGAAAUUCAAUAGUGGGCAACUCAUUCAGCUUAGAAAGGAAAAAAAAAACAUUUUUUUCCCCAAUUCACAUAAACCCAAAAUCCAGAAGCCCCAAGUUCCAAUUUUGAAUUCUAGGUUUUCAAUCUUUAACCAUGCCAGGACUAUUCGCCGCUAGAACCCCAUCAAAAACGCAGUCGUUUCGCGAUUUCCUCAUUGAACCGCCGGAAAACGAACCCUCCAGCGAGCUGAACCCUUCUCCGCCGCCGACAGCGAAACGAACCACCAUGAGAACGCCGGAUAAACUCGCCGUCGACGACAACGAUACCUCCCUUGACAACCCAGACAUGGGCCCGUUCCUUCUGAAGAUGGCCCGAGACACUAUUCAUUCGGGUCAGGACCCGAAGAAAGCCCUAGAAUACGCAAUUCGGGCCUCCGAGGAUUUCAAGCGGGUGUCGGGUCCAAGUCCGGAUCUUGCCACGUGUCUCCACGUGGUUGCUGCAAUAUUGAGCGGGCUGGGGCGGUUAGAGGAAGCGGUCGAGACUCUGGAGCGGUCAAUUCUGGUGUCGGAUAGUGCAGAAAACGGGUCGGGUCAUGCAAUGGUGAAGUUUUCAGGGUUGAUGCAGUUAGGAGAUACUUAUUCAAUGAUUGGGCAGUUGGAUAGGUCCAUUGAGUGUUAUGAAUCGGGUCUGAAAAUCCAAGUUGAGGCUUUGGGUAGAUCUGACCCGAGAGUUGCUGAGACUUGCAGAUACUUAGCUGAGGCGCAUGUUCAAGCCAUGCAAUUUGAUGAGGCUGAGAAAUUCUGCAAGAAGACCCUUGAGAUUCAUAGGGAGCAUUGCUCACCAGCUUCUCUUACAGAAGCAGCUGAUAGACGUCUUAUGGCCCUCAUAUGCGAGGCGAAGGGAGAAUACGAGCCAGCACUUGAACAUCUUGUCCUUGCUAGUAUGUCGAUGAUUGCCCAUGGGCAGGACAAUGAGGUUGCAGCGAUUGACAUUAGCAUUGGCGAUAUUUACUUGUCGCUCUGUCGUUUUGACGAGGCUAUUUUCGCCUACCAAAAAGCGCUAACGGUGUUCAAAACCACCAAAGGUGAAAGUCACAGUUCCAUAGCAUUAGUGUACAUUCGCCUUGCCGACCUCUACUACAAGACAGGAAAAUUGCGCGAGUCAAAAUCCUAUUGUGAAAAUGCGUUAAGAAUAUACUCCAAACCUGUACCUGGAACUACCCCAGGGGAAAUUGCAAGUGGAUUGAACGAAAUCUCUGCCAUCUAUGAAGCUUUAAACGAGCCGGAGGAGGCGCUGAAGCUCCUCCAGAAGGCAGUGAAGUUAUUGGAGAAUAUCCCCGGACAAUAUAGGACAGUGGCAGGAAUAGAAUCCCAAAUAGGAGUAAUCUUCUACAUGGUUGGGAGAUACAGUGAUGCAUGGAAAUCUUUUGCGAGUGCCAUUGCAAAGCUUAGAGCAAGCGGAGAGAGGAAAUCAGCGUUCUUCGGAUUUGUGUUGAACCAGAUGGGCCUAGCAUGUGUGCAACUGUAUAAAAUUGCGGAAGCUGCCAUGCAUUUCGAAGAAGCAAGAGAGAUAUUGGAGCAGGAGUGUGGAACAUACCAUUUGGACACUCUUGGAGUUUAUAGCAAUCUUGCAGCAACUUAUGAUGCCAUGGGGAGAGUUGAGGAUGCCAUUGAGAUAUUGGAGUACAUACUUAAGAUGAGAGAAGAAAAACUUGGAACUGCAAAUCCAGAUGUUGAUGAUGAAAGGAAAAGACUGUUUGAGCUUUUGAAAGAGGCAGGAAGAGUUAGAAACAAGAAGGCAAAAUCACUUGAAAAUCUUAUAGAAUCCAAGUCCUUCAAGAUGAAGAAUGAAGGGAAGAAGAAAAGGGUUGCAUUUGGUUUGAGAACUUGAAAAACAGAGUUUUAUUGUCAUUAAAAAAAAAAUCUCUUACAUGUUCUCUUUUAUUUGGCAUCAUGAGAAUUUUGCUAGUGUUUUUGUUCUAUGAGCCUUUACCUAGUCUUACAUAUGUUAAUAUUGUCAAUUGUUACCCUUGAUAUAUAAAAAUUUACUGAUUUUUUGUGUCACUAA